AUGACGGCACAGUGUCCAGUGUUGUACUGUCGGCGCAGCUCUGCCCGCUUCCUCGUCAAGGGCAGCCGGAGCAGUGGCCGCCGUGCUGACAUAGCUGCUAGUAGUGAUGAGCAUAUGAGUAGGCCGUGGAAGCUCGUGAGUCAGAGUGCAGACCUCGAGGUGACUGAAGAGCGUUUUGCAGAUUGGGCACUGUGGUUAUCAACGUGUGACAGCCCGGACCAGCAGGCCCCCGCGCUCUCAGCUGCGCAGCGCCUGGCAGACCGCAUCUGGGACUACGGACUGUCGCCGCCGCCAGCAGGUGGAGCGUUGGAGGGAGGGGGCUGCGCCGGCGCCCUGGCGCAGCUCCGCCGCCUCACGUGGGACGAAUCCUGGGAACUCGUCAAGGAGCUCGAGUGCCGGAUCGCCGACGACUGUAUCGACUCCUGCUCUGUACCGAGAUCAAGAUUCAACCUCAUCCAAACGGCACAGGAGAGACAUGGCAACGUCUUGAAAACGUGGUAUUAUAGUGGAGGUGCUGCUCGUGACUAUGGCGCCAAGGAGCAGACGAAAGUGAAAGCUGUGCUUCUACAGAAGUCUGAUCCACUGGCUUGUUCACCAGUCCGUCGUCUCCCGUCUUGUGCAGAGCUCCAGGCCCAGGCGGCUGUUUUCCGGGAACGCUUCUCCAGCUACUUGCGGGACUUCGCGCAGCUGCUCUCACACGGUGCGGCGCACUUCUCACAGCUGUUGGUUCCCCUCGCAUUCAAAAGUAUGGGUAACCACACGAGUGAUCAGCAACUCCACGGUUGGAUUAAGGACAUGGAACGUGUGAAAGAAAUGCUGCGCACGAAAUUAACCGGAUGGUUACAGGACUUGCAAUUAGCCAGCAAACAGGUGGAGCACUACGAGGUGGAAGAAGACAAGGACGAGCCAGGGGACUUGAUACUCAGUGGUGGGGGCGAUGGGGCGGGCCGCGGUGUGGGGCUGGCGACGGUGUUGGCGACAGAGCCAGCGGCAGAGGCUGCUGGAGAGGGAGUCGACGGUGGCGCAGGUGGCGGCGACGGUGGUGGAGCAUUUGACGGAGGCAGUGGCGAAGGAGCUGCCGGACUACGGCUCUCUCUUGUGUGCUACAGGCGGCCGCUGUUGAGUGAACGCCUGCUGCGCUAUCAGCCGUGGAGCCCCUUCUUUGACGACGACUACAGUGCGCUGUGCAAGGAGCGGCAGCCAGAGGCGUCGCAAAUGUUCAGCCUCGCUGACGAACUGUACGCCUUCCAUCGUGUCUACUGGUACACUACAGCUGAGUACAUCGAUUCAUCCUACGGAAACCGUUUCAAGAUUGUAGACGAGGAGUGGCAGCUGGAGGACAGAAGCCACGCUACGCUCUCCGUGGACACUGACUGCGUGCAGCUGUUGGUGAACGCCCUGGACCACCCCACGUGUCCGCUGGAAGACCUGCCACUGGAAGCCGUGAAGCAGCGCGAGCGUUGCCGCGAGCAGCUGUGGGACGACGUGGUGCAGAGGUCGCCCCACAUACCCGUCACCAGCUACCUGGCCUACACGCAGAGGAUAAACGUCAACCUCUGUCUGCUGGCCUGGAUGGCUGUCAACUCGUACGGCAUUUGUCAAGACGUCCCGUUUAGUAUAAUACGGUCCGUGCACGAUGCUCGCUGCUAUUUCGAUAGUCCUGAUGAUCAAUCAUGUCUGCAAUCGAACGCUACAGACGCCAUCUGCUCUGUUUCCAGAGCUAUUCUGUUGCUAAAGUGUCGCAACUUUUCCUCCAUCAGGACUUCCCAUAAUUGUACGUCAAGUAGUUUCGGACUUGGAUUAUUCCGUAGUAGAAGCAGUGUACUGUAUCAAAAGCUAACAGAAGAAACACUGAACUACAAAAACAGUUUAAACAACGCCACCUUGAAGUACAAGGAUUUCAAAAUCGACAGCUUGAAGCCUUUAGAAAUCUCAUUUAUACUGAUAAAUAUCAUUUUCCGUUUUUCGACUGCCGGAGUAUACAUGUACCUUCCCCAGUUACGCAACUUGCCUGGAAAGAUACUCUUGUCGUUUCAGAUCACGUGCAUAGUCCAGAUCCUGUGUUCUGAGGUCGUGUAUCGUAUGGCAGGCGUCCCUGACUUACCAACAGCAGUGCUGAUAGACAGCGCCCUCACACUUCUCAGCUGUUUCUGGCUGAACUCAUUCUGCUACCACAUGUACGCUUGUGUUCGCCAUCUCAGGCUUCCUAACCAGCUACUACCUGCUGAAGUAAGCCAGUUAUUCCGUCGUGAGGUGCUGUGUGUGCUUAUACCGUGGAGUAUAGUAUGUGCGGCAGCUGUUGCUUUGGAAAAGACGAGUAAAUAUUACCUGAUCCACAGUCGCAUAGUAGUCCUUGCAGGGAUUUCAGUGUCUGUGACAUUCAAUUUGGUUUGUCUCGGACUGCUUGGAUACAUGUACCUGCGUAAUCGGAGCUCCAUGCGGCAACUCGAAAUUGUUGAUAACAAGAAAUUUGCCUCAAAGAAGGAAUGUCUUUUUAUGUCAGUUAAGGCCAUUAUAUUAAGUGGAACAGGAAUUAUUAUUAGAAUUGGGUUCCACCAGGCUCAGGGAAUAGCGCAGGUAGUGUACUAUAUGCAUCUAGUUACGAUGGUGCAAGGACCAGUGCUCUUCGUCUGUUUCGUUUGCAAUGGAACGACGCUCCCGAUACUGAAGAACAGGAUACUUCUUUGGUGGAACCCAACCAACAUCCCUGCAGCUCUAGAGCUGUGUUCGGCAGCCGAGAGGAAUCUGGCCAGGAGAAACAAUGAACAGUCUCCCUUUUCAGAAUCCUCGCUGUAGCCUCCUUCAGUAUUUUUCGCAAAUAACUGUCUCCACACUACACUGCAUUAAACCCAGCAAUAAAAUGGACUCUACCUGGUAUGACAAUAUUAAAUGUCAUUAAAUCUGAUAUCGUACAGCCAGUACUUCUCUGCCCAUAACGUCUCCUUCAUUUAUAACUGUGUGCUUAUUUGUGAGUGGUAGCCUCUGUCUACCUAUUCUAAUGCACUGAGACUACUCACUAAAAUUGUUGGGAAAUGCUUCGUGUAUACAAUAGGCUGCGUUAAUCACACGGCCUGUUAUAUACAAAGAAAACGCAGCACGUUGUCGGAGGAAUUCCCUUCGUCAGUGUCAUCUACCGUGGCGAUGAUGCAUUUCUGGACAUAUGUUCGU
Schistocerca serialis cubense is the source of this 3168-nucleotide messenger RNA. RefSeq lists its product as uncharacterized. Bases 1 to 2796 code for a protein of 931 amino acids. Lineage: Eukaryota; Metazoa; Arthropoda; Insecta; Orthoptera; Acrididae. The transcript is spliced from 8 exons. The record is from RefSeq and is a predicted model, not a curated record.